AUGCCACCAAAGAAGGGAAAACAGCCACAAGUGGUUGGCAAGAAGAAGGACAAUGUUGACAAGACAUUUGGUAUGAAGAACAAGAACCGUUCCACCAAGGUCCAAAAGUACAUCAAACAAGUGCAGUCGCAGUCGGACCCCAAGAAGGAGGAGAUGAGGUUGAAGAAGUUAGAGGAGAAAAAGCGCAAAGAAGCUGAAGAGGCUGAGCGAAAAGCGUUGUUCAAUCCCCUAACAGAUCAAAGAGUUCGUGCAGGUGUAGACCCCAAGUCUAUGGUCUGUGCCCUGUUUAAGCUGGGCAACUGUAACAAAGGUGCCAAAUGUAAAUUCUCACACGACUUGAACGUUGGUAGAAGGAUGGAAAAGAGAGAUUUAUAUCAAGACACAAGAAGCGAAAAGGAGGAAGACACAAUGGAUAACUGGGACGAAGAAAAGUUGAGAAAUGUCAUCAUGUCAAAGCACGGCAACCCAAAGACCACCACCGAAAAAAUUUGCAAAUUCUUUAUUGAAGCGGUGGAAAAUGGUAAAUACGGCUGGUUUUGGGUUUGCCCCAACGGAGGUGACAAAUGUAUGUACAGACACUCCCUGCCAGAAGGCUUCGUACUGAAGACCAACGAGCAAAAGAGGCUCGAGAGGGAGUCGCUAGAGAAACAGCCAAAAAUCACACUGGAGGAGUUCAUCGAAACUGAGAGGGGCAAGCUGGACAAAACCAAGCUAACGCCAAUAACAGUCGCAAAUUUCGCUCAGUGGAAGAAGGAACACAUUAUUGCCAAGAUUAACGCCGAGAAGAAGCUGAUCAGCAAGAGGAAACCCACAGGUAGAGAAAUCAUCCUGAAGCUGAGCGCCGAAAACAAGUCAUUCGAGACGGACUACACCGACAUGGCAGACGACGUCGCCCAGGGGUCCGCAUGGGAUCUCUCCGAGUUCACAGACGCACUGAGGAAAGCUGACCACCAAGAUGAUGGUGGGAUCAAGGAUUACGGUGACGGUAGCAACCCCACCUUCGAUAUCAAAAAAGCCAACCCUGCUACCCUCGCAUAA
Messenger RNA from Saccharomyces kudriavzevii IFO 1802, 1038 nucleotides. RefSeq names its product translation machinery-associated protein TMA46 (gene TMA46). Gene Ontology annotation, cellular component: cytosol. NCBI's taxonomy places the organism in Eukaryota, Fungi, Ascomycota, Saccharomycetes, Saccharomycetales, Saccharomycetaceae. The record is from RefSeq and is a predicted model, not a curated record. Gene Ontology annotation, biological process: cytoplasmic translation. Gene Ontology annotation, molecular function: mRNA binding; metal ion binding. The coding region runs from base 1 to 1038 and encodes 345 amino acids. The transcript has a single exon.